Molecule: messenger RNA, 2201 nt
Organism: Myripristis murdjan (pinecone soldierfish)
Lineage: Eukaryota; Metazoa; Chordata; Actinopteri; Holocentriformes; Holocentridae
Gene: gas1a
Product: growth arrest-specific 1a
Exons: 1
Coding region: 569-1351 (260 amino acids)
Biological process (GO): regulation of cell cycle
Source: RefSeq, a predicted model, not a curated record
ACCACUUUGCAACCCAGAAGGGUUGUUGUUUUUCCUUGUAGUCUUUGUUUGCGCUCCUGUGGGUGUAAGGAUUGCUAAAUGAUUCAACAUAGACUUCCAACACGCUCCGGGGGUCUUGGCUUCGCCUUUUGGUGAAGAUUCGGCAGGAGUUUUCUGCCCUGGGAGAAGACGCAAGAGGGAAUAGUUGAGCCUGCAGGCUCACUGGAAUGGAAUGAGACGCUGUGUAAACUUUAGUAAAGUAGUGAGUAACUUUUUGCCCGCGUCUUGUGCGCUUUUACUUUUGUUUUCCACCUUAAAAUGUAUGGAUAAAGGGAGGCUCACACUGGAAUCCAGCUGAAACUAUCAUGGAUCAACGCUGACGGGCUUUCCAGUGGCGCGUUGGCUGUAGCCGAUACCGAGCCGGGAUUACUGCCCAUAUCAACUCGCCGAAGAGCCGCACAGCCCAUCACGCACCAUCUGCACCGGGAUUAAAAAAUAACUGAGUCUCCCACACUCCCCAUGGAAGUAGUCUAGCGGGUGCACACAUAUGACACUGGUGUAAGUUUUACCGUUCUCUGCAGCCAUAACAAUGGCAAGUUCUGGCGCAUUGGCACAGAGUUUUCACAGAUCUGUCUGGCCUCUCUGCUGUGUACUUUUGUUUUGCGGCUACCUAUCCGUGGCCUCGCCGUCCCAUGGCCGGCGACUGAUAUGCUGGCAAGCCAUACUGAACUGCCAAGCCGAGACAGAGUGCCAUUACGCAUACGGACAAUACAUGCAUGCAUGCGCCCCAGUGCUGACCGGGGUGAAAAAGCGCUGCCCCAGCCACUGCAUCUCCUCUCUUGUCCAGCUCAAUCUGACCGUAAACGGGCCGGCUCUGGAGGACUGCAGCUGCGCCCAGGAUCCGGUUUGUAUGGGCACAAAACGGGCCAUUGAGCCUUGCCUGCCAAGGACUAGCAACACUGGUUGCACAGAAGCCCGGCGCCAGUGUGAGAGAGACCAGCAGUGCAGCUCUGCAAUGCGCGACUAUUUAAUCCACUGUGGGAAACUUUUCAGCGGGGCUAUCUGCACAAACGCCUGCCGGAAUGUGAUCGCAGAUAUGCGCAAAAUACCCAAAGCUGAACUAUUAGAUACUUGCGUCUGUGAUGGGACGGAAAGGGCCAUCUGCGAGUUUGUCAAGACCAGUAUGAAGACUCUGUGUUUUGAUAGUCCUGUUCAGGAGGACGAUGGUAGCGGGUCGGAGGACUAUGACGAUGAUGACGAGGAUUUCCCUCAUAGUCCUGAGUAUGUGGGGCGAAACACAGGCUCCCUCCCUGCUGCCCACUGUGUUUUGACCCUGCUGGCAUCCAUUUUGGCUCUAUUGCCUCUCCUUUAAUCCCCGGGUUCAUAAUCUGCCCCGACUAUUGUCCGGAUAAAAGGCAAUCUAAACUUUAGUCACUCAUUGACCUGCUAGCCUAUUGUUAAAGGUUAGAGCUUCAAAGACUAAAGGAAAAGGUCUUUUGUCACAGGUCUGCCUUGUUUGAACUGAGACUUUGAGAUGCUGAAGGAUAUCACAUCAGGAUAUUUUCUAUGCAAAUGAGUCCAGAAACAACACUUUUUUUUGUUUUAAUUUUCUGUCUGUGCUGCAGGCUAUUCACGUAUCAAAUCACACCACUUCACGGCUCUCCACAUGCUUUGCUUAUUUGAUAAGCUGAAUUAGAUUGUCUACUUUCUCACAGUCACAGACUGAUAGUUCUUGAUAAGGUUGACAUGAUACAGAGUUGGCUUGUUUUGGUAACAAUGCAACGUUUAAUCAGUAUAAGCUGUGCACUGCCAAUCUUUUUUUUUUUUUUUUCUUUAAAAGUAUGAACUAUUUUUACAUGACAGGCUUUUGCCAUUGGCGCCAGGCGAAUUGAUUUGCAAGUAUUUAAUGCUGGAAUCUGUAGGUAUGGACUUGUAAAUAAAUUAGGUAAAAGUGAAACAGUAAUUUAUUACGUGCAACACAGUUACAUCCAAAUGUUCAACAUGUGAAUUAAAAAAAGUAAGAAUUCCAGCUUUAAAGGGAAGUUAUUUUGUGUGUAUUCUCCUCAAAGUAAUGUACAUUGUGUAUAUGUGUAUAGCCUAUAGAUUUUUUCAGAGAAUCCUUUAUGUGUUAGGCUAUAAGAUGAUUUAUUCACUGUGUAGCCUAUAGAAGAAGAAGAAAUGUCUAAAUCCACUGUAUGACUGCCUAAAUGAUAUACUUUUAU